GUGAGGUUAGGGUUCAUCUUUAAAGUGUGAUUUUAUAUUUAGUUUUUAUUUGGUCGUAUACAUUUUUAUUUAUUAUGGCUAUACGACGUAAUAAACCACCAAAAUCUAAUUCAAAAGUAACAAGGAAACAAUUACGUAAAGAUAAACGAAAAGGAAAGAAAAUUAAACGUAAUGAAUUUUAUAGAAAUCGAAAUAAACCUGGCAAAUUUGUUUUAAAUCCAAAUAAAAGUUCUUCUAACAAUAUAAAAGAACAGAAAACGGCCGAUUUUAAAAAACAAAAAGUGAAAAAUGAUACAGUAUCCAAUAAGGUUCUUAGUAUAGAAGCAAUAAGAAAUAAAGAACAAAAGGAGAAAAAUAAACUUCAGAAAGAGAUGACGAAACAAAGAAUGAAACAACUACUAGACGCUAAUGUUGAUGAAGACCGUAAUAUAAAACAAUUAGAAAAACACUUAAAAUUAAAUAAACGCAAAUCUAAAUCUAUUCCAAAAAGUUUUACGGAAGAUGGCUUAGAUUAUUUACUGGAAGUUUGUGAUUCGGAAACCAUGAGUUCUACGAUAGCAACUGAACAGGAAUUAAAUGAAGCAAAUAAUGAAUUUGAAGAAGAUUUCACGUUGAUGACUGGUCAAGCUAAUGGUACGAAGGAGAAAGAAAAUGAUUCUUCCAUUGAGGAUACUGACUCAGAUGAAGAUAUGAAUAGUGAAUCGGAGCAACUUAGCGAAGAAGAGAAUGAUGAUAUAAAUGAUCAAAGUGAAGAUGAAGAUAUGAAUGGUGAAUCGGAGGAACUGAGCGAAGAAGAGAAUGAUAAUAUAAAUGAUCAAAGUGAAUACGAAACAGAUUCAGAGACUGUAGAAAAUGAAAAAUACAGUACAAAAAAAGAAAAAGUCAAAGAACAAAAGAGUAAAAAUAAUGUAGGGGAAGUUGGCAAAGCUACAAAAAGAAAGAAAGGGAAAGGGUCAAACACCAGUCCAACUAGAGAUAAAAAAGUAAAAUUAAACAGUUUAGAUACAAAUCCUGCAGUUGAAGGAGAUAUUUCUAAUGAAGAUCAAGUUUCUGAAUCUGAAAAAAAUUUUGAUACUGAAGGUACUAUGAAACAAAAUGAAGAUGGAACUUGGGAAGAUAUUUAUGGUAGAUUGAGAACUAACGAUGGUGCUAUUGUAACCAAAAGUGAAGAAAAAUACAUACCCCCAACGAUAAGAGCAAAAUUAGAAACAAAUGUGUCACAAGAUAAAACUCGAAUAGAAUCACUGAAUAGACUUAAAAAACAAUUGAAAGGUCUCUUAAAUAGAUUAGCAGAAAGUAAUAUGCAUAACAUCGCAUCACAAAUUGAAAAUAUGUAUAUGAAUAAUAGCCGUAACGAUAUGAGCGAAACAUUAACAAAUUUAAUGAUGGAAUCAUUAGUGUCCGAGGUUAUAACGCCAGAGAGAUUGUUAAUUGAGCAUGUUGUAUUGAUAAUAGUUCUACAUGCUAAUGUUGGUACAGAAGUUGGUGCACAUUUUUUGCAGUCUGUUGUGAAAAAAUUUGAAGAAUUUGUGAAUGCAAACCACGAUGUAGAGAACAAAAAGUUGGAUAACAUUGUAAAUAUAAUAUCGCAAUUAUAUAACUUCAAACUUUUUGAUGCGAAGUUAUUAUAUGAAAUGUUGUAUAAACUUUCCAGUAAAUUUGAGGAAAAGGAUGUGGAAUGUAUUUUACAUAUCUUGAAAAGUGUCGGCUUUACACUGAGGAAAGAUGACCCAAUAGCUUUGAAAAAUUUCAUUUUAGAUAUUCAGAAACGAGCUGGGGCAGCAUCCGAAGAAGUAAAAGAUAACCCUCGUGUCAAAUUUAUGUUGGACAUCCUACUGGCUAUUAAAAAUAAUAAUGUAACGAAAAUUCCAAAUUAUGACACCUCAUAUUCGGAGCAUUUAAAAAAAAUUAUGAAGGCUUUUAUAAGGAAAGGCAAUUAUGUGACUCAGUUGAAUAUUUCACUGGAAGAUUUGCUUAAAGCUGACGAGAGAGGUAGAUGGUGGGUAGUUGGAUCAGCUUGGACUGGAAAUACUCAAAAUAUUGAUAAAUUGGGUAAAUCUGCUAAAGCUGAUGGAUUUUCUGAAAAAUUAUUAUUAUUAGCUAAGAAACAAAGAAUGAACACAAACACAAGAAGAAAUAUUUUUUGCAUAAUAAUGUCAGCAGAGGAUUACUUAGAUGCAUUUGAGAAACUGUUACAUUUAAAUUUGAAAAAUCAGCAAGAAAGAGAAAUAAUUAAUAUUAUCUUACAUUGCUGUUUACAAGAAAAACAGUAUAAUCCCUAUUAUGCAGUAUUAGCUCAAAAAUUUUGUGAAUACGAUAGGAAAUAUCAGAUGAAUAUUAAAUGUUCUAUUUGGGAUAAGUUAAAAUCACUAGGAGAGCAUUCUGGAAGUCAGUUGUCCAACCUUGCAAAGAUGUUAACGCAUUUGUUUAUAGAAAAGGGUUUACCAAUAUCCACAUUAAAGAUUGUGGAAUUUGGUGAAUUAGACAAAAUCACACUUCGUUUUAUGAGACAAAUUUUGUUAGGAAUUCUGCUCCAUAAAGAUCUCAACACUUGCCUCUCUGUAUUUGAAAAGGUCGCACAAUCUGAGAAACUGAAGUUGUUUAGGGAGAGUUUACGUUUAUUUAUUCACCAUUUCUUACUGAGGAAUUUGAAAUCCGAAAGCAUUCCAGAAGAACAAAAAUCAUUAUUAGAGAGUAGAUCUAAAAUGGUUGAAAAGGUGUUAAUGUCUAAAGAAAGCAAAAUAAAAUUUUGAUAAACUUA
Molecule: messenger RNA, 2761 nt
Organism: Anoplophora glabripennis (Asian longhorned beetle)
Lineage: Eukaryota; Metazoa; Arthropoda; Insecta; Coleoptera; Cerambycidae
Product: nucleolar MIF4G domain-containing protein 1 homolog
Exons: 11
Coding region: 75-2753 (892 amino acids)
Biological process (GO): ribosomal small subunit biogenesis
Cellular component (GO): nucleolus
Molecular function (GO): RNA binding; protein binding
Source: RefSeq, a predicted model, not a curated record